GCAGCUCGAAGUCAAGAUGGCGGACUAAGCGGCGGUGCUUUUCCGGAGAACUUUGAUAUUGACCUUCUAACAGCAAACACACCAACACAUACAUCAUACAUUCCUCUUUUCUCUAGACCACCAAACACAAGUUGAGUUCGGAGCGACGGAGAGUUUUCUGCAGUGAAGACGUGAGAGCACAUGGACGACUACUGCUAUGCUAAGAUGGCGACGUCAUGGAAAAGAGAAAGAGAACAUUCCAGCAAAUCACCAACGGAGACAAAGACGAAAGAUGAAGACGCCCUGCAGCUGAUUGGUCUUCCAGAAGAUGUUCCCGUUCAGCUGCAAGUGGGGAGCUCCACUUUGAAGCAGGAGGAUCCGCAGCCCCCUCACAUUAAAGAGGAAGAGGAGGAACUCUGCAUCACUCAGGAGGGAGAGUGUCUUCUAGGACGAGAGGAAGCUGAUUACACCAAGUUGCCACUGACUGUUGUCUCUGUGAAGACUGAAGAUGAUGAAGAGAAACCACAACCAGACAACAUUUUAUCUCCACCAUCAGAUAGUGAGUCUGAAGACGGGGUUGAAGUAACUUUGAGCAGCGAUACAGACUGUGAAGGUGAUAUGAGGACUCACACUGACAACAAAUACUCUAAAAAGACUAAACGUACAAAACGUUUUCUCUGCUCAGUUUGCGCUAAAAGCUUUUCUAAAAACAGCAAUUUCUCCGUACACAUGAGAACGCACACUGGGGAAAAAACAUUUAAUUGCACAGUUUGUGCUAAAAGCUUUUCUCAAAAGAGCCAUUUAUCUGAACACAUGACAACACACACGGGAGAGAAAAAAUUUCAUUGCUCACUUUGUGGUAAAAACUUUUCCUACAAGAGAGUUUUGACAGACCACAUAAGGACUCACACUGGAGAAAAACCCUUUAGAUGUCCAUUUUGUGACAAAAGUUUUUCUCAAAAGAGCAAUUUGACCCAACAUAUCAGAAUACACACGGGAGAAAACACAUUCAAUUGUCCCGAAUGUGCCAAAAGCUUCUCGCAAAAGGGCAAUUUGACCGAACACAUGAAAAUACACAGCGGAGAAAAAACCUACAAUUGUUCGGUUUGUGAUAAAAACUUUUCUCAAAAGAGAGUUAUGAUCCAACACAUGAGAACGCACACGGGAGAGAAACCAUUUAAUUGUUUGGUUUGCAAUAAAAGCUUUUCUCAAAAAAGCACUUUGACCAAACACACCAGAACACACACAGGAUAAAAAAAACAAAAACAUGAAAUGUGUCUGCAGAGUUCGAACCAGACCGGGUUAGAACAAGUGAUUGAGGAAGGCUUGGAGUACCGUAUUUUCUGGACCAUAGGGCGCACUGGGAUGAGCGGGUCUAGUCAGGUCUAUUUCCAUACAAAAGGCGCACCGGAUUAUAAGGCGCAUUAAAGGAGUCAUAUUAUUAUUUGUUUCUAAAUGUAAAAGACUUCCUUGUGGUCUACAUAACAUGUGAUGGUGGUUCUUUGCUCAAAAUGUUGCAUAGAUGAUGUUUUACUCAUCAUCUUCAAGUCGCUUUCUGACAGUCUCCUCAGGAUGCGCCGUUUUGUGGGCGGUCUUAUUUACGUGCCUCCACUUGGACAGCCUCUUCUCCCCGUCAUCUUUGUUGUAGCGGUGUAGCGUGCAAGGACAAGAGUAGAAGAAGUGUCAAAAUGGAAUAGAAUAGAAAGUACUUUAUUGAUCCCUGGGGGAAAUUCAGCACCACAGUUCGCUCACAAUAGACAAUAAACACUUAGGUAUUUUUUUACAUGUGAAUAAUAUAAAUACAGUCUAUUAUACGGCAUUAUUCACAGGUGAAUAAUAUAAAUACAGUCUAUUAUACAGCAUUAUUCACAUGUGAAUAACAUAAAUACA
Molecule: messenger RNA, 1869 nt
Organism: Nerophis lumbriciformis (worm pipefish)
Lineage: Eukaryota; Metazoa; Chordata; Actinopteri; Syngnathiformes; Syngnathidae
Biological process (GO): regulation of transcription by RNA polymerase II; embryo development
Cellular component (GO): nucleus
Molecular function (GO): DNA-binding transcription factor activity, RNA polymerase II-specific; RNA polymerase II transcription regulatory region sequence-specific DNA binding
Source: RefSeq, a predicted model, not a curated record